Messenger RNA from Brettanomyces bruxellensis, 390 nucleotides. RefSeq lists its product as uncharacterized. The record is from RefSeq and is a predicted model, not a curated record. Gene Ontology annotation, biological process: mitochondrial electron transport, cytochrome c to oxygen. Lineage: Eukaryota; Fungi; Ascomycota; Pichiomycetes; Pichiales; Pichiaceae. The transcript has a single exon. Gene Ontology annotation, molecular function: enzyme regulator activity. Bases 1 to 390 code for a protein of 129 amino acids. Gene Ontology annotation, cellular component: mitochondrial inner membrane.
AUGUUCAGAUUACUAGCUACAAAACAAACAAUUAAAUCAAAUGGAAGAAGAUUCUUAAGUUCUUCAUCUAUCUUGAAAGCUGACCCAGCAAAGGGUAAGAAGUUUGCAGAGAAAAACGAAGACAUCAUCAAGCACUCGCAAACAAGUUCUGCCACAUGGAAGAAAAUUUCACUUUUCUUAGCGAUUCCUGCAAUUCUAAUAUGUGCAGUUCCAGUGUAUAGAGUUGAACAGGAACACGCUAAACAUAGAAAAGCUUUAAAAGCCAUCCCAGACGACAAAUGGCCAGCUGAAUACGAGUAUCAAAACAUUAGAAGAAAGAAGUUCUUUUGGGGUGAUGGAGAUAAGACUUUAUUCUGGAAUGAGGGCGUUAACAGACACGUCAAGAACUAA